GAGUCAACUCCACCUCUCUCCUCCCCUUCUCUUCCCUCUCUACCUCCUUCGUUCUCUCUCCUCAUCCCUGUAACUUUCGUUGCUGUACAGCUGGCAAUUUAUAGACAAAAGAGGGCUAGUGAUUAUGGGCUAUUAGACGUGAUGCGUAGUUAAGUUUUUUCUAACCUUGACAGACACACUGGAUGACCGUCUCUCAUCUGUCGGACGAAGGAUACGGAGGCCAGAGGAUCAGUGGCCUUGAGUAAAAAAUUGAGGAUAACGACUACAACGGAUAGAAAAGAAACCGUUCAAGCCGGCUAAUCAGACGCGCUUUUGUUAUGGGGCCCAGUCACUUAUGGAGGUGUGCAGUGACACUGCUAUUAGGGGCGUGGUCCAUGUGCUGUAUGGGUCAGACCACACCCCCAACACAGACCACACCCCCACCAAAGACCACACCCACAGCAAAGACUACACCGGCCCCCGCGCCACAAUCUGGAGGCCUCAAAUUCAGAUUGGCCGGUUAUCCGAGGAAACACAACGAGGGUCGAGUCGAGGUGUUUUACAAAGGCGAAUGGGGAACCAUCUGCGAUGACGACUUCACGUUAUUCAACGCCCACGUCCUCUGUCGCCAGCUGGGCUUUGUGGAGGCCACGGGCUGGACGCACAGUGCCAAGUAUGGAAAAGGAACAGGUAAGAUCUGGCUCGACAAUGUGCAGUGCAGUGGGAGUGAGACGAGCAUCUCAGUGUGUAAGUCGCGCGGCUGGGGCAACAGCGAUUGCACUCACGACGAGGACGCCGGAGUCGUAUGUAAGGACGAGAGGCUGCCGGGAUACGUGGACACUGAUAAUGUCAUAGAGCAUAUACAGACAGAUGAGUACCAUAUCGAGGAGGUGCGUCUGCGUCCCGUGGUCAACACGGCUAAGCGGCGUCUCCCGGUGACGGAGGGUGUGGUGGAGGUGCGCUACAAGAACAGCUGGGCCCAGGUGUGCGACCGGGGGUGGACCCCCAAGAACUCCCGCGUCAUCUGCGGAAUGAUGGGUUUCCCCCACGAGAGGAAGGUCAACAAGAACUUCUACAGGCUGUACACGGAGCGGCAGAAGAGCCACUUCCUGGUUCACUCGGUGGCCUGUCUGGGCACGGAGGUGCACUUGGCGGCGUGCCCGCUGCAGUUCAACAAGGCCAACGCCAGCGAGAGCUCCUGCGAGGACGGGCUGCCCGCCGUGGUCAGCUGCGUGGCGGGGCCGCUCUACACGCACAACGCCGCCCUCAGGAAGAAGCUUAAGGUCUCGAAAGCGGUGCGUCUGAAGGGUGGCACGCACGCGGGUGAGGGGCGCGUGGAGGUGAUGAAGGGGGGCGUGUGGGGCACGGUGUGUGACGACCGCUGGAACCUGCAGACGGCCAGUGUGGUGUGCAGAGAACUGGGCUUCGGCUCUGCCAAGGAGGCCUUGACUGGAGGACGCAUGGGCCAGGGUAUGGGUCCCAUCCACAUGAAUGAGGUGCAGUGUUUGGGGACGGAGCGCUCCAUCUGGGCCUGUACCUUUAAGAACAUCACGGAGGAGGACUGCCAGCACACAGAGGACGCGUCUGUCCGCUGCAACACCCCCUACAUGGCCCACGAGAAAGCGGUGCGUAUCGGUGGGGGCCGCUCGCGUUACGAGGGGCGCGUGGAGGUGUCGCAGGCCCUCCCCAACGGGACCCAGCGCUGGGGGCUGCUGUGCGGAGACGGCUGGGGCACUCCGGAGGCCAUGGUGGUGUGCAGGCAGCUAGGCCUGGGAUACGCCAACCAUGGGCUGAAAGUGCGUCUGCAGGGUGGGCGCUCGUCGUACGAGGGCCGGCUGGAGGUGCGGGUGGGGGAGCGCUGGGGGGCGCUGUGCAGUCAGGGCUGGGGCACCAGGGAGGCCACGGUGGCCUGCAGGCAGCUAGGGCUCGGAUACUCCAUGCAUGCCAUCACCGAAACGUGGUACUGGGAUGGCAGUAAUGUCACAGACAUGGUGUGGAGUGGAGUGAAGUGCACAGGGAAUGAGAUGUCCCUCUCCCAGUGCAAACGAGACAAAGUCUUCAACUGCCAGAAGUCUACAGCCAGAUUCGCCGCUGGAGUCAUCUGCUCUGAGACGGCAUCUGACCUGGUACUAAACGCCACGCUGGUGCAGCAGACCACCUACAUCGAGGACCGUCCUCUACACAUGCUGUACUGCGCGGCGGAGGAGGACUGCCUGUCCAAGACCGCGGCCCAGGCCAACUGGCCCUACGGCCACCGCCGCCUGCUGCGCUUCUCCUCCCAGAUACACAACGUGGGCCGCGCAGACUUCAGGCCCAGGCUGGGCAGGCACUCCUGGGUGUGGCACGCCUGCCAUGCGCAUUACCACAGCAUGGACAUCUUCACACAUUACGACCUGCUGUCCCCCAAUGGCACCAAGAUGGCGGAGGGACACAAGGCCAGCUUCUGUCUGGAGGACUCAGAGUGUCACGAGGGAAUUUCGAAGCGCUAUGAGUGUGCCAACUUCGGAGAGCAGGGCAUCACAGUGGGAUGCUGGGACCUCUACCGCCAUGACAUAGACUGCCAGUGGAUCGACAUCACAGAUGUGAAACCAGGAAACUAUAUUCUACAGGUGGUGAUAAAUCCAAACCAAGAGGUGUCGGAAAUGGAUUACACCAACAACGCCAUGAAGUGCAGCUGCAAAUACGACGGCCAUAGGAUCUGGGUGCAUAACUGCCACAUCGGUGAUGCCUUCAGUGAGGAGAUCGAGAGGAAGUUUGAAAAAUAUCCAGGACAGUUCAACAACCAGAUCACAAAUUAGCACCCCACACACACACACGUUCACUUUCUCUGAGGUGCCAUUCAUCCAUUUCACAUUGACAUUUCAACAGACUUGAGCAAUAUCUCAAUUCCUUCAGCCUUGCAUCGUGUUGCCACAACACUACAACACCCACAAUGCAACACCCCACAGCCACAAACAGUAGAGUAUUAACAUUUUUAAUCGGUGCUCGUGCCAGUAUGUUUUUGACAGUACAGUUGAUGUGUGUACUGUAUGCGUGCGUGUAUUCAGGAGCUCUGUUACUUGAAUAAUCUGCUCCUAAGUGUUUUUCAAAGGACCAUUGCUCUGUAGAAACAUCUGGUAACACUUAAUGUAGAAUAGGGUUCAAAGGUCACUCACUAAUACAUGCCUUAUAAUUACUGUCUGUAUGUCACUGUAAGUGACUUAUAUGACGUGUUGAAAAAAAACCUUACUAUGAUUACCGGUAUAUCAAUAAUAAAGGCCUUAUUGGCAAUGGACAAGACAUUUAUGAAGGCAUACCUGACAAACAGGGGCUUAGGGCGUAAUGUGGAACUGAGUCACCAGGGCCUCACGUGUCUGGAGGGGGGUAUGAUUUAUUUUACAUUUCUU
Messenger RNA from Engraulis encrasicolus (European anchovy), 3365 nucleotides. It is a transcript of the gene loxl3b, whose product is annotated as lysyl oxidase-like 3b. The transcript has 15 exons. Gene Ontology annotation, molecular function: copper ion binding; protein-lysine 6-oxidase activity. The coding region runs from base 318 to 2777 and encodes 819 amino acids. Gene Ontology annotation, cellular component: membrane. Lineage: Eukaryota; Metazoa; Chordata; Actinopteri; Clupeiformes; Engraulidae. Gene Ontology annotation, biological process: collagen fibril organization; peptidyl-lysine oxidation. The record is from RefSeq and is a predicted model, not a curated record.